UCAUUUUUUCAUUCAAUUUGGAAAAUCGAGUUUUAAAUUUAAAUCGUCCCCUUCGUCAUAGAAAGAAAAAAUCUUGGCACUGGAGUAUAUUUUAGUUUCCAUUUAGAUUCAAUUUUGGCUUCGUUGAAAAAAUGGCGAGGAGGAAUUACGUGAGAGAGAACGUUCCUCUCUCACGCUUCGGCGUCUUGGUUGCUCAGCUUGAGUCCAUCGUCGCUUCCGCAUCACAGAAAUCUCCCGACCCUCUCCUUUGCUUCGAUCUCCUCUCCGAUCUCCUUUCCGCCCUCGACGACGAGCCCAAGGAAUCUAUCUUGUUGUGGCAAAGAAAAUGUGAGGAUGCUUUGUAUUCCUUGCUUAUUCUUGGUGCUAAACGACCUGUACGUCAUUUGGCAUCCGUAGCAAUGGGAAGGAUAAUAUCUAAAGGAGAUAGCAUUUCAAUAUACUCAAGAGCAAGUAGUCUCCAAGGGUUUCUUUCGGAUGGGAAGCGGAGUGAGCCACAGAGAAUUGCUGGUGCUGCACAAUGCUUGGGCGAGUUAUAUCGACAUUUUGGAAGAAGAAUAACUUCGGGUUUGCUUGAAACAACUAUUAUUGCAACAAAACUCAUGAAGUUUCAUGAGGAGUUUGUAAGACAAGAGGCUUUGCUCAUGCUUCAGAAUGCUUUGGUAGGCUCUGGUGGUAGUGCUGCUGCUUCAGCAUACACUGAGGCAUUCCGUCUCAUUACAAGAUUUGCCAUUGGAGACAAAGCAUUUGUUGUUAGAAUAGCUGCAGCACGUUGUCUGAAGGCUUUUGCCAACAUAGGAGGACCAGGUCUAGGGGUUGGAGAACUUGACAGUUUAGCCUCAAAUUGUGUCAAGGCUCUUGAGGAUCCCAUAACUUCUGUUCGGGAUGCGUUUGCUGAAGCUCUGGGCUCAUUAAUUGCUCUUGGAAUGAAUCCUGAGGCACAGGUUCAACCAAGGGGAAAAGGCCCUUUUCCUCCAGCGAAGAAACUAGAAGGUGGUUUGCAGAGGCAUCUGGCUUUGCCCUUCACAAAAGCAAGCAGUAUUCGGUCAAAGGACAUUCGAGUAGGCCUAACAUUAUCUUGGGUGUUCUUUUUACAGGCCAUUCGUCUGAAGUAUCUACAUCCAGAUAUUGAACUUCAAAAUUAUGCUUUGAACGUUAUGGACAUGCUUCGUAUGGAUAUGUCUGUUGAUGCCCAUGCACUGGCAUGUGUUCUCUAUAUCCUUCGUGUUGGUGUAACUGAUCAGAUGACAGAACCUACUCAAAGGAGCUUUACAGUUUUUCUUGGAAAGCAGCUUCAAUCUCCAGAGGCUAGCCCUUCCAUGAAAAUUGCUGCUCUACGUACACUAUCAUAUACUUUGAAAACUUUAGGAGAGGUUCCACAUGAAUUCAAGGAAGUUUUGGAUAACACAGUUGUUGCAGCAGUAUCUCACUCUGCCCAGCUUGUACGUGUUGAGGCUGCUUUAACAUUGCGUGCAUUGGCUGAGGUUGAUCCCACUUGUGUUGGUGGUUUGAUAUCUUAUGGGGUGACCACACUGAAUGCUUUAAGGGAAAGUGUUUCCUUUGAAAAGGGAAGCAAUUUGAAAGUUGAGCUUGAUUCUUUGCAUGGGCAAGCAACAGUUUUGGCUGCUUUAGUUUCCAUUUCACCAAAAUUACCUCUUGGUUAUCCAGCUAGAUUGCCCAAGUCAGUUCUUGAAGUUUCAAGGAAAAUGCUGACUGAAUUUAGUAGAAAUGCUGCUACUGCCAUGGUGGAAGAAGAAGCUGGAUGGUUACUCUUAUCAUCAUUACUAUCUGCUAUGCCAAAGGAGGAGCUUGAGGAUCAGGUCUUUGAUAUUCUUUCCUUGUGGGCUGACCUUUUCAGUGGAAACCCAGAAGAUGUUAUUAGACAAAGUGGAGAUUUACAAUCUAGGAUUCGUGUGUGGUCUGCAGCAAUUGAUGCACUUACAUCAUUUGUACGAUGCUUUGUUUCAUCCAAUUCGACAAUUAGUGGGAUUUUACUUCAACCAGUGAUUCUAUAUCUCAAUAGGGCUUUGUCCUAUAUCUCUCUGUUGGCAGCCAAAGAACAACCAAAUAUUAAGCCUGCAAUGGACGUAUUCAUUAUCAGAACGCUAAUGGCCUAUCAGUCCCUUCCUGAUCCUAUGGCCUAUAGGAGUGACCAUUCUCGGAUUAUUCAACUAUGCACAGUUCCCUAUAGAAAUGCUUCUGGAUGUGAGGAAAGUUCAUGCUUAAGGUUCCUGUUAGACAGAAGAGAUGCAUGGUUGGGCCCUUGGAUUCCUGGCAGGGAUUGGUUUGAAGAUGAACUUCGUGCUUUUCAAGGUGGAAAAGAUGGGCUCAUGCCUUGUGUAUGGGAUAAUGAAAUUUCAAGUUUUCCUCAGCCGGAGACUAUAAAUAAGAUGUUGGUAAAUCAAAUGCUUCUGUGCUUUGGAAUCAUAUUUGCUGCUCAGAAUAGUGGUGGUAUGCUGUCACUUCUUGGAAUGAUGGAGCAGUGUCUAAAAGCUGGGAAAAAGCAACCAUGGCAUGCUGCAAGUGUAACCAAUAUAUGUGUGGGGUUACUUGCUGGGUUGAAGGCUUUGCUCGCGUUACGUCCGCAAUCAUUAGAGUUAGAGAUAUUAAAUUUGGCUCAAGCUAUUUUUAAGGGUAUACUAAUUGAGGGAGACAUUUGUGCAUCACAACGUAGGGCAUCAUCAGAGGGUCUUGGUCUUUUAGCUCGCCUUGGAAGUGAUAUCUUCACAGCCAGGAUGACUCGAUUGUUGCUUGGAGAGCUAAAUGGUAUAACAGAUUCAAAUUAUGCUGGCUCAAUUGCUCUUUCCCUAGGAUGUAUUCAUCGCAGUGCUGGAGGGAUGGCACUGUCAACUUUAGUGCCUACUACCGUGAGCUCAAUUUCUUUGCUGGCUAAAAGUGCAAUCCCUGGCUUACAGAUCUGGUCUUUGCAUGGACUUCUUUUGACUAUUGAAGCUGCUGGCUUGUCCUUUGUAUCUCAUGUCCAGGCAACACUUGGCCUUGCUUUGGAGAUUUUGCUGUCCGAGGAGAUAGGAAGGGUUGACCUUCAGCAAGGUGUGGGACGCCUUAUAAAUGCAAUAGUUGCCGUUCUUGGUCCUGAGCUUGCCUCUGGCAGCAUUUUCUUUUCACGCUGCAAGUCUGUUAUUGCGGAGAUUAGUUCCUCACAAGAAACAGCUACAGUACUUGAGAGUGUCCGUUUUACACAACAGCUUGUUCUUUUUGCACCACAUGCUGCUUCGGUGCACUCCCAUGUCCAAACUCUUCUGCUGACUCUGUCAUCAAGACAGCCGAUGUUAAGGCAUCUUGCAGUCUCCACUGUACGACAUCUCAUUGAGAAGGACCCUGUUUCCAUUAUUGAUGAACAAAUAGAAGAUAAUCUGUUUCGAAUGCUAGAUGAAGAAACUGAUUCAGAGAUAGGGAAUUUAAUCCGUGGUACUAUCAUACGACUACUUUACGUCUCUUGCCCUUCACAUCCUUCUCGUUGGAUAUCAAUUUGUCGUAACAUGGUUCUUUCUAUGUCAACGAGAGCAACUGCUGAGAUUAGUAAAGGUUCAGGAAAUGAUUCAGUUAGUGGUCCAGAUGGUGACUCAAGGUUAAAUUUUGGAGACGAUGACGAAAACAUGGUCUAUAGUUCUAAAAAUAUGUUUCAAGGUCAUGCAUUUGAAGCUUCUAAUGUUGGUUGUAAUAGAGAUAAGCACCUCAGAUACCGAACCAGAGUUUUUGCUGCUGAGUGCUUGAGUUAUCUACCAGAAGCUGUUGGAAAGAAUCCUGCUCAUUUUGAUCUUUCUUUAGCAAUGAGAAAAGUUGCAAAUGGACAGGCCUAUGGUGAUUGGCUAAUCCUCCAAGUUCAAGAGCUAAUAUCAGUUGCUUAUCAGAUAAGCACAAUUCAGUUCGAAAACAUGCGUCCAAUUGGUGUUGGACUUCUAAGUUCAGUUGUAGACAAGUUUGAAACGGUUGUUGACCCUGAACUUCCAGGACAUGUUCUACUAGAACAGUAUCAAGCACAACUAAUAUCUGCUGUUCGCACUGCACUGGACACAUCAUCCGGCCCUAUUCUUUUGGAGGCAGGUCUGCAGCUGGCUACUAAGAUAAUGACAAGUGGAAUAAUUAGUGGUGAUCAAGUUGCAGUAAAACGCAUAUUUUCACUAAUAUCACACCCGCUGGAUGACUUCAAGGACCUAUAUUAUCCUUCAUUUGCAGAAUGGGUCUCAUGUAAGAUCAAGGUAAGACUUCUAGCUGCUCAUGCCUCUCUCAAGUGUUAUACUUAUGCAUUCUUGAGGAGACACCAAGCUGGGGUUCCUGAUGAGUAUCUAGCAUUACUACCAUUGUUUUCAAGAAGUUCAAGCAUUCUGGGGAAGUACUGGAUCUGGCUUUUGAAGGACUAUUGUUAUAUAUGCUUGCGCUUAAAUCUCAAAAGAAAUUGGAAUUCAUUCCUUGAUGCAAUUCAAGCACGUCUGGUCUCAUCAAAGUUGAAGCCUUGUUUAGAAGAAGCUUGGCCAGUUAUUUUGCAAGCACUUGCUCUUGAUGCAGUUCCUGUGAAUGUUGAUAGGAUUGGAAACUCAGAAGCUGCUGUUGAAAAUAUAUCAGUAAACAGCUUAGUAUCUGGCUACAGUAUGGUUGAAUUGGAAUCUGAAGAAUACCAAUUUCUGUGGAGCUUUGCAUUGCUUGUUCUAUUUCAGGGACAACAUCCAGCAUUUUGUAAACAAAUUAUACCAUUAGCGUCCAGUAAAGCAAAACAUGAAGAAGAUUCUCCCUCUGAGGACAUGAAUUCUCCAGGCUUGAAGUUUUAUGAAAUUGUUUUGCCAGUUUUCCAGUUUCUUCUAACUCAGAAGUUUUUCUCAGCUGGUUUUCUUACUGUGAAUAUCUGUGAAGAACUGCUCCAGGUUUUCUCUUAUUCUAUCUACAUGGAUAAUUCAUGGAACAGUCUUGCAAUAUCUGUUUUAUCCCAGAUUGUGCACAACUGCCCUGAAGAUUUCCUUGGAGCAGAAAAUUUCACUUGUCUGGUGGUGGAACUUUGUGUGGGUUGCCUUUUUAGAGUUUAUAACUGUGCUAGUGCAAUCUCACUUGAUCAAGCGGACUGGGAGGAUUUAAUUUCACCACUAUUUAUUGCUACGAAGACCAUCAUGAGGCGUUCUGAACCAAAAAUGCAGAAGCAAUUGAAUUCAGUAGCGCUGGCAUUUCUGUUGAUUGGUUACAAAUUCAUUAGGCAAGCUUCAACUGAGCUAUCCCUCUCAAAAGUUACUGAUUUUGUGAAGAGUGUGAAUUCCUUUUUGAAGAAACUUAUUGAUGAUGCUUCUAAGCUUGGUGAUGAUGCCAUUGUCAACCAGAGAACAAUUUUGUGCACUUCUCUAAAUGAGAUUGCUGGUUUGACUAAGGAUUGCAUUGAAGGGAUUUGUCUACUGCAUAAUAAGAGAUCUGACUUGCGCAAACUACUGCUAUUGAAGCUUGCAUUCUCUAUGGAACAGAUAAUUAUAUUGCCCAAGAUAAUGCUGGAAAUUCAAUGUCUAGAAGGCAACAAAGAUAGUGAUCCUAUCUAUUUCUCGGUGUUUAAAUUUUGCACUAAUUGUAUGCAAACUAUACUAAAUGACUCAAAUGUACAGGUUCAGGCAAUCGGGUUGCAGGUGCUGAAAAGCAUGGUGCAGAAAAGCAGCACUGUAGAAGACAAUAGUUCCAUAAUAUUCAUUAUUGGAGAGCUGGUUGGGGACAUUCUCACCAUAAUAAAAAACACAUUAAAGAAACCCAUGACUAAAGAAUCAGUUGCUAUUGCUGGGGAAUGCUUACAAGUUCUAAUGCUCCUGCAAACACUGUCAAAAGGGAGUGAAUGCCAGAGACGGUUCAUGAGUCUCCUUCUGGAAGCCAUUCUUAUGAUCUUCUCAGCAUUAGAGGAUGAUUGUUCUCAGGAAGUCAAUGACAUAAGAAGCACUGCCCUGAGGCUUGUUUCUCAUCUUGCUCAAAUUCCUUCUUCUGCUGAUCAUCUCAAGGAUGUCUUGUUAUCAAUGCCUGAGAUGCACAGACAGCAACUCCAGGGGGUUAUUCGUGCUUCUGUAACACAGGACCACGGUGCAGCACAAAUGAAAUCUAUGUCACCAGCAUUAGAGAUUAAACUACCAGUGCCAGUGGAAGGAAGGAAAGAGGACAAUUUCCUAUCAGCAGCCACUCAAGUAAAGCUUAAACAGCAAAGUGAAGAAAGUGAUUUACCUCCAUCAGCCAACCCUAUAAACACCAAUAAUGAUGACAUGGAAGAAGAUGAAGAGGACGAAGAUGAUUGGGACACCUUCCAGUCUUUUCCGGCCUCAAAGAAUACGGCUGAAAGUGAUUCUGUAGUUGAAAAUGUUGCAAAAGACCCAGGCCCUGAUGAGAACUCUUCUGCUUUGGAAAUUGGUACUGUUGACUUUGAACAACAUCCGUCUGCUGAAAAUCUCAGUAAUGUAGAGACUACUAAUGCAGAGCAUUCAGAGUUUCCAGCAGAUAUAAUAUCUGAUGGCUCAGGUGACAGAGGUAAGAUGGAACUACUUGACUCUCUAUCAAACCCUGUUAUUGAUCCUCAUGAAAAUCAAGAUCGAGAAGGAAACAAGGAACUAAUAUCAAGCACCGAUAGUGAGGCCAGAGAAGUUCCAAAUAACGGCAAUGAGAAAAUGUCAUCUGAUCUUCAAGUUGUUGAAGAUGUGAAAGUAUCAUCUGUAGAGAUAGAGGAUUAUGAGCGGAGAAGGGACAACCCAGUAGCCUCAACUGAACCUCGACAUAGUGAAGGUGAUGAAGGAUCAGUCAAUGCAGUCGAGGAUCAUGAGCACCAAGAGGAGAGUCCUGAUAAUAAAGUUGAUGCGUCACAUGCUCAGGCUCCUGAAGGGCUUGCUGGUAACGAAGCCAAAGAGGAAGCUGAAGGUGAAAUUUAUCAGUUACAGAAUAAGGAAGCUGGUGAAGAUGUUAGAGAAAGAACGGAGAAUAAGAGCAAUGUGCAGGAAAGAGAGAGCCAAGAUAACUUGGAACCACCAAACAAGGAAGCGGAUAAAGCUAAUUUAGAAUCUGGUGAGGGAAUUGAUAAGAUAUGAGUUAUUUUUGGGGAGAAAAAUAUAAGUUGGUGUAAAUAUGAGCUUGUGGUUUCGGGCGGACAACUGAUAGUUCAUAGGAAGGCUUAGGAUCACUAAAUGCUCCAGUUUUGUAUUUAAUUGUGCGUGCAGGGUGGUGCAAAUAAGAUUUGAUUCUCAUUUCCCUGCUUUCUUGACAUUUUUAAAAUUUCCUUGUUCAGUACGAAACCAGGACUUUUUUUUUAGGUUUUUCCUCCUUUAUGGAUUUUACUGCCCUGACUCUUGCAGAAAAUUUUAUAUUAAUUUCAUUUUUGGAGAUUAAAUAUUGAUUUGUGCCACAACCCCUCA
Molecule: messenger RNA, 7367 nt
Organism: Theobroma cacao (cacao)
Lineage: Eukaryota; Viridiplantae; Streptophyta; Magnoliopsida; Malvales; Malvaceae
Source: RefSeq, a predicted model, not a curated record